Molecule: messenger RNA, 1686 nt
Organism: Seminavis robusta
Lineage: Eukaryota; Bacillariophyta; Bacillariophyceae; Naviculales; Naviculaceae
Source: the annotation of a GenBank genome assembly
AUGCUUCCUCGCUGUAUUGUUUCUACUGCCAUUGCUGCACUGGUUGUGUUCAUUCAACCUUCGCUAGUCGAUGCCUUCUGCAGUUUAUCUACUAGUCCAUGCAGACAACAAUCAUUGUAUUUGGCAUACUCUGAUAAUUUUGAUCAUGAUGUUGGAGAAAAAGGGAGAGAGGAUUCGAGGGGAAGACGGCAGGAAUACUUGGCAACUUGUAUUCCAGGUCUGGCACCGUAUUUGGAGAAAGAACUGUCUGACUGUGGAGUCUCGAGCACUCAAGUAUUGAGUGACGCUGCCGUCUCAUUCUCGGUAUCGGACGAGACAGUUCCCUUGAAGGUGCUUCUUUGGGUCCGCACGGCUCAUCGACUCUUGGAAAAGAUUGACACAUUCUUUGACUUGGAAUCACGUGAUGACGUCUAUGAUGCGGUGCAAAACUGCAGGUUGCCCGUCAAGGAUCUUUUGGGGGAUGGUCAAGGAGGGCUUCUGUCCCUCAGUGUCAAGGUGAUUGCCAACGGACGUCUGCCAAAGGAUAUUUCGCAUUCCCACUACACUGCCUUGACCAUAAAAAAUGCAUUGGUAGAUCAGGUUCGCCAGCUCAAGGAUGGAGAGCGCCCCGAUGUUGAUUUGGACGACCCUGAUGUCCCUUUGGUAGCGAUUUUUCAUGGGCAGGGAAUGCGGGCCGAUAUGACGAUGUACCGAAGUCUAGCGCCGCCGGGGAGUCUGCACAAAAGAGGAUAUCGCUCUGGGGGGGCUAUUCAUAAGGCCGCCAUGAAAGAAUCUCUCGCAGCUGGGCUGCUUCUUGCAGCAGGUUGGAACGAGGCCGUCCACAGUGUCAAGAAGGCAAUAGAAGAGAAUGACAGCGCUGAAGGGUUGACUCUAGUUGAUCCAAUGUGUGGGAGUGGAUCUUUACUCGUGGAAGCUGCCAUGAUGACUGUAAACUUCCCACCAGGGCUGAUGCGUAUAAUCAAUCAUGUCCCUGGUCAUCAGGUUCCACCUGUACUCCGGUGGAAGGGGAAUAAAGAUUCUUUGAUGCCGAUCUGGAAGGAAAUGCUCUUGGGUGCCUCUACAACUGUGAAGAAGCAAUUCGCAUGGUUGAGUGAGCACGAUGGGAUCAUUAACCUGAUUGGCAAUGAUAUUCAUCCAGGCGCUUUAGAAUUGGUCGAAGCUAGCUUGAAAAGUGCAGGUGGGUUGGAUAGAUUAGUGGACUUGCAUCAGAAUGACUGCCAAGAAUGGAAUGUGCUUCAAGGGCAAGCCCACGAUGAUAAGCAAGUAUGGGUAGUGACAAAUCCUCCAUGGGGUGUCAGACUUACCGAUGAUGAUCACAUGAGUUGGGAAUCUCUCCGAACGUUUCUCCGAACAAAUUGCCCACCAGGAAGAACGCAGGCUUGGGUGCUGUCGGGCAACAAACUCGCAACAAAACACCUUGGAUUGCGACGGUCGCAAAGUGUGGUUGCGAAGACUGGACAGCAAGACCUUCGAUGGAUCCAAUACAAGAUUCUCGAGAAGAGAGAGGUAUACGACAACAAGCCAGACUCAAACCAGGACGCUCAGGUCAGCAGCGACGACAGCAAUCCGCCGCGUCGAAUCAUGCGGACUCGCAAUGUAAACAAUCUGCCGUCUACGCAAGUGCGGCGUCGCACAAAGAAACCACCAAGUAAAAAUGUUUCAAACGCCGACGAUAGUUGGAUUUAG